Molecule: messenger RNA, 719 nt
Organism: Colletotrichum godetiae
Lineage: Eukaryota; Fungi; Ascomycota; Sordariomycetes; Glomerellales; Glomerellaceae
Exons: 1
Coding region: 220-579 (119 amino acids)
Source: RefSeq, a predicted model, not a curated record
AUACUCUGAAGAAUGCCCCCUCUAGGUUGCUAGAAGGGGGCCCAACUUUAUUUUGGACAGGAGUACUGACUUCUUCUGCUAGCAAACCGUCAACCAGGAGUCAUAAAGACGAGUACUUCGCCGACCCCUACACGACUAACCUCUCGAGAGUAACAACUUAUAUAUAACGCCCCUCACGAUUUAUAAUACGGCCCAUUGGUUGGGUAGAGCUGCGCAUUCAUGUGUGUUUGUCGACUUCUUCUUUUUGUUUUGGUGAGAAAGAGAGGGCAUUGCAAGAUCCCCGUCGACCCUCGGCGUACCGCGGGAACGGCGUUUCUGCGUUGGGUAGUGCCGGACUCCAGCGCAAGUACUUGGAACAGUCAGUCUUCAGUCUGGCCGCCUCGAGUGUGCGUCUACGAAUAUCUGAGCGACGGUCUAUCGAAAUGCGAAUGGGUGAAUGCGUGUAUUGCGCAGACACGUCUUAUGCGGCGACCAGGGUGCCCGAACGGGAGGGGCGAGAGAGAGACACACAGAGACAGAGGAAGAUAUGACGGAGGAACCGAGUUGAUUCGUCCAUUUUAUCAGUUUACACGCUUCUAAUGCCAGCACGGGGACGUCGUACCGCGUCCCUGGUUUCUGUUCUGACACCUCGUUCAGUCGCUCGCGUGAUGGCUAAACCCCUUUCCCAGAGUUUACGCGUCGUCAAUGAGGGUUUGGACAGCAACAGGGCCAGAGAACGA